Messenger RNA from Anopheles stephensi (Asian malaria mosquito), 4848 nucleotides. RefSeq lists its product as uncharacterized. NCBI's taxonomy places the organism in Eukaryota, Metazoa, Arthropoda, Insecta, Diptera, Culicidae. The transcript has 19 exons. Gene Ontology annotation, molecular function: acyltransferase activity, transferring groups other than amino-acyl groups. Bases 806 to 4786 code for a protein of 1326 amino acids. The record is from RefSeq and is a predicted model, not a curated record.
UUAGAGUCUUUUUUAAUCUUUUUUAAUCUUUCUUGUUUCUAGAUUGCCCACUUCCUUGUACCUUCCGGCAGCCUCUUAUUUAAUGAUUGAAUUAGCAUUAAAAUAAUGCACCAAACUAUUUCGGUACUAUUGCCAAUUUUCACCAUUUCGAAACGCUCUUCACACCUAUCGCUUGGUAUGGCUUCACCUACUCAUGACCUUUUAACGCACGGGCACGGUUAAAAAGCCGCCAUAUUAAUUUUGAAAUGUUAGAAAAUUAGAUGUUGCUUCACAGAAAAUUUACUAUCGCACCCAACCAGAUAUCCUUGCGAAGCUUACGUUCCGAAUCUGGACUAGAUCAGAUUGUCGCCCAUUCACCACGCACACACAACGUAUUUUGCGUGAUCUCAUGGUGAGCUACUCACGAUCAACGCGCGCGCGCGGGCCCGCACUACCAACCAACCAAUCAACCAAUCCAUCCGGCUGAGCUUUGACACCACCCCUAACCAACGCACCCUCCAACUCACCCCGAUCGGUGAGCUUUUCUCUCGACCCACCAACCAAGAUCGCAGCAAAGAUUCGCGUACGCGGCUCACCAACACCGAUAGAACGUUUAUGACCACCCCGAUUGUAAAAUGAUUGAACGCGGGCGUCCCUCCGCGGGCGGAUGAGAACCUGGGGACGCAGCCACCACAAACAACGCACCGUGCGAAGUUAGACGCACCCGGACGGUUCAGUUUAUCGGUGGCAGUUUCGGAGAACAGGUUCUCGCUCGACGCGUUCUUGCGGAGCAUCUUCAUCGUAUCGAUACCGUAGAUCGACAGUUAUGGAUCGUAGUGUGGUGAAAUUGGUGCUGUUCUUGACCGCUUUCGGCCAAGUGCCGGGCUCGGAGUCCGUCUCCGUACCGCCCAUCUUUCUGUACGAUGAUUUUGACCGCUGUGAGGCACAAUCGUCCGUGUACUGCUAUGGGCGAACGGUGCUGCGGCUCGAUCAAUAUCCGGCCGGGUUUGUUGUGCCACAGACCGAAAGCAUGGAUCGAAUCGUGUACCAGCAUCGAGUACAUCAUCUGGAGCUCGGAAUCUGUCUGCGGGAGUGUGAACGAGAGCUGGAGGGUGUUCCCAACCGGGACCAGCUGUAUCAACCGCAAAUUCCCGUCAACUUUACCUUCUUGAUACCGAACGAGCUGUUUCCCACGAUGAAAGACGAUAAGCGCCGGUACGAGACGCUGGUGAAUGUGUGCGUCAACCGGCGACUCCGCACGCGUUACAACAUUACCGGUUACACCGCGCUCGAGUACUGUCGGCCCGAAGCGGCCAAGCAAAAGGCCCGCCCGUUCGAUGCACUGGAGCUGCUGUUUCUAGCCAUUUUGGGGACACUGCUGGGCACACUCAUUCUAUCCUCGAUACUAGACUUCAACAGGGUUGACCAAGACAAUGCGAUCGUGUCCGCGUUUUCCAUACGGCGCAAUUGGGAUCGACUGCACGAGCGACCCAGCUCUCAACUGCACCGAGACCUGCGCUACAUCGAUGGACUGCGGGUGAUCAUCAACCAUCUUGUGAUCGUGCUGCACAGCUUCCUGAUCGCAAGUGCCGCCCCUUCACGCAACUACGACGAGCUGGAAGAGAUGAUGUCCUUCGCCCCACUGCUUAUCUACAUCUCAUCCAACGCGUUCCUGGUGCAGGUGUUCUUCACGAUCGGUGGAUAUUUGCUGAGCGUAAACGUGCUGCGUGAUUCCGAAAAAACUCCGAUCAACGUCCGGUACGCGGGCAAUAAGGUACUGAACCGACUACUGCGUCUCGUACCCGUUUACGCUUUCUUCCUGCUGUUCUCCGUAAGCGUUAACAAACGGUUCGAUGUGAACCUGAGCGGGUAUCGAUUGUUUACGGCGGAAAAUGCAAUCUGCCGUCAGAAUUGGUGGGCCAAUUUGUUCUUCGUGAACAACUUUCUGUGGCCGGAGGAGCUAUGCCUGAUGCACACCUGGUAUCUGGCGGCCGAUCUGCAACUGUUCCUGAUGGCGAUGGGACUGCUGCUGGUGAUCUACCGGUGGCCCAAGAGUGUUGGGGUGGUUUUCUUGGGUGGAGUGAUAGCAUCGUUCGUGAUACCGGGCUAUGUACUGCACGUGCACAAGCUGCAUCCAGUGUUGCCGGCUAAGCUGAGUGAAACCAAAUUCUUAACCAUGUACGAUCCAUGGCUCCGACGAAUCUAUCUGCCCAGCUAUACCAAUACUGGAAGCUAUCUGUUCGGAGUGAUUGCCGGGUACGUGUAUCAUGGAACGAAGACCAACCGGAUUCAGCUGCAGAAUUCUUUGCUCUACAAAGCGGUCGACAAAUGUGUGACGCCCGUUCUCAUUGGCGUGAUCAUGUCCACCUACCUGUGGUACGCCAUCGACAUACCGAAACCGAACAUCUGGGUCACGCUCUACAGUGCGCUGUAUCGUAACAUUAUCGGCAUAUUCGUUGCCGUUUGUUUCAUGCGAUGUAUCAUUACACCUCGAGGUGAUAUCCGCAAAUUUCUCAGCAACAGAUUCCUGACCACACUCGGCAAGCUAACGUACAGCGCGUACGUCCUGCACGAUGUGGUGAUGCGGUUCAUACUGCUUAACGAAAGCUACAACACGCUCAUCAGCGCACCGACCUUCUUCAUGUACGUGUACAUUGUGACCGCGCUGGCGUUCAUCGGUGGACUGGUCGUGUUUCUUGUCAUCGAGCAACCGAUGAUACAGCUGCUAAAGCCCUACGUCAACCAAAUCUGCCCUGUUGGGAAGGAGAAACUAGAACGAAAGGAGCAAUUGUCACAGUACCACCGUAUGCCGAAGCUGUGGCAGAUGGACGAUUAUGACGAGUGUCUCCAGUCACCCGGACCGGAUGAACCGCCCGGCGUAUAUUGUAGCAGUACGGUCGUGCUCAAACCGGACAAUCGAUCCGAGCUUUGGAAAUUGAUCGAGGAAUUUUCUAGCGACUAUAAACGAAAUUACAAUCAUCGGGUGCUGAAACGAUUCGUUUGCAUUCGAAAGUGUCAAAAGGCGGUUGAAAGGCUGUCGCCAAGCGAGAGGAAAGCGCUCACGGUGGAAAAGUUCCCAAUCGAUUUUACAUACAAAUUUGAUGAUGGUGUCUUGGAAAGUGCCGCAUCGUACCAGGAAGUGUACGCAGAUCUGGUGGAGAUUUGCAUCAACAAGGAGCUGAACGAAACGUACGGAUUGGUGGCCCACACAGAGAUAUUGUCGUGUGAUAAAUCAACGGAUGAGAUUUCUUUAGAUGCACUGGAUAUGUCCUUUCUGAUCAUCCUCUGCGUGCUUGUAUGCUGUGUGAUCCUUUCAUCCUGGUACGACAGUUCAAUCAACUACAAACUCAACUCCGAACACUACAAGCAAUCGCUCGAGAGUAAACGAAAAAUGGUUUGGGUGUCCUUCUCCAUACAGCGCAACUGGUAUCGGCUAACGUCACGCUCGCGCGAUGAAACCCAUCAAAAGUUACGCUUCUUUCAGGCGUUCCGAUUUCUCACCAUGUCCCUCGUUAUUUUUGGCCAUGCUGCCCUCCUUCUUGCCCUCUCACCGACCACCCAUUCGGAAAAGCUCGAGCAACUGAUGCACAGCGUCGGUAGCAUGAUUCUCACCAACGGCGUACAGAUCACGCAAACGUUUCUCGCGAUGAGCGGAACACUGUUGGCGAUACAGGUGCUGAGCUUUGCCGAAAAGCGGAAGGGUCGCAUUAGCUUCCUGUACGUGCCGGUGGCGAUUCUCUACCGAUAUGUAAGGUUGACUCCAGUCUAUGCGUUUGUGAUCUUGCUUCAUGCAACGUGGCUGCUAAAGCUGCAAACCGGACCGAUGUGGCGAUGGGGCGCAGAAACGGAGCAAACGUUCUGUCGCCGUAACUGGUGGACGAAUUUGCUGUACGUCAACAACUACGUGCAUGCAGACGAGCCGUGCGUUCAGCAAGGCUGGUACCUGGGUGCCGAAUUUCAAGUCUUCAUCAUCGCACUGAUCGUGCUAAUAACGAUCGUCAAGUUUCCCCGGGCCAAAAUUUUCAUUCUGUCCCUUGUGCUUGCCGCCGCAUACAUCGUUCCAGCCUUCUUCAUCUACCACCAAAAGCUGCCAGGAACGUUCGUCCUUACGCUGGAAGCUCAACGGUACAUCCUUUGGUACGACAAGCUCUACCUGCAGGCGUACAUCCCGACGCACAUCAACUUCGGCAACUACAUGCUGGGCGUUCUGACCGGUGUCAUCUACAACGAGCUUCGCCAGCGUUCGAUCAAUCUGGCCGAAAGUAAAGCGUUCUGUGCCGUGUGGUACGCAACGUUCCUGAUCGUACCACUGUCCAUGCUGCCGUCGUACGUGUUCUACGUGAACGACUUCGAAACACCGUCCCUGUGGAUGGCGAUUUAUUUCCCCAUCAUGAAGAACCUGUACGGCAUCGGGAUAGGCAUCGUGAUCGUCGGUUCGAUCUACGGUGUUAACGGUGUGCUGAAGCGUAUAUUGAAUUAUCCGUUCUUCGAGCCGCUCGGCCGGUUAGCGUACGGUGCGUACCUGAUUCAUCCGUUCGUGAUGCGCUACAUGUUUAUCAGUGGCCGGGGACCGGUGUACUACAGCGAUACACUUACGCUUUCUUUGGUGUUUGGCGCGAUCGUUAUGUCCUGUCUGCUAUCGUUGGCGCUUUGUUUGCUGCUGGAGCUACCUACUUCCGCGCUACAGAAUCAGCUGUUUGGUAGCUUUACGGGCAAAAAACCAAACCAAAUCGAUGCGGAAAGUGCUACGAAAGGCAGUCCAACCCCAAUCAUACCGGAUUUCGAAGCAAAAAAGAGUGACCCGUGAAACGAGUGUUAAAAGAAAAUCUGGGAAAAAUAAAGUUAAAAUUCGAGAAAAUCGAAAACAAA